CGAGUAUCCUUUUUCCCGAAGCUGGCCACCGGCGGCGUCGCCGGCAUGCUCGGCGUCACGGCCGUCUUCCCCGUCGAUUUAUGCAAGACGCGCAUGCAAAACGGCGGCGCCGGCUCCGUGCAGGCCAACACGCGCUUCUUGGACGUCUUCCGCGGCGUGCUGCGCACGGAGGGGUUCCGCGGCUUCUACCGGGGCCUCGUCCCGAACCUCGUCGGCGUCUUCCCCGAAAAGAGCAUCAAGCUGGCGGCCAACGACCUCUUCCGCCACUUUGCGGCGCGCGCGACGGGCUCCCGCGACGCCGCGGCGCUGCCGAUCGCGACGCAGGUGGCCUGCGGCGCCGGCGCGGCGGCGCUCCAGGUCACGGUGACGACGCCCAUGGAGAUGGUCAAGCUCCAGUGCCAGAUGGAGGGCUUGAACGGAGGACAGGCGACGCCCGCGGGCGUCGUGUCGCGCCUCGGGCCCCGCGGGCUCUACCGGGGCUUCGGCGCGACCCUGGCGCGCGAGAUCCCCUUCGGCGCCAUCGUCUUGCCGCUCUACCCGAUCGUGCUCGACCAGCUCUCGCGAGGCGACGACCAGCCGACCACGGCGACGUUCUUGGCGAGCGGCGUGCUCGCCGGCGGCGUCGCCGCGGGCGCGACGUGCCCCCUGGACGUUGUCAAGACGCGGCUCCAGCUCGGCGGCGGCGCCGCGGGGAGCGUCGUCCGACAGAUCCUGCGCGACGACGGGCCGCGCGGCUUCUUCCGCGGCGUCGGGCCCCGCGUCGCCAUCUUCAGCGGCCUCUACGGCAUGAUGUUCCUCAGCUAC
Messenger RNA from Aureococcus anophagefferens, 804 nucleotides. RefSeq lists its product as hypothetical. Gene Ontology annotation, biological process: transmembrane transport. The annotation marks the transcript as partial. NCBI's taxonomy places the organism in Eukaryota, Pelagophyceae, Pelagomonadales, Pelagomonadaceae. The record is from RefSeq and is a predicted model, not a curated record. The transcript has a single exon. Gene Ontology annotation, molecular function: transmembrane transporter activity.